AAACAUACAUCAACAAAUAAUUUGCUUUCUAACCUACACAAGAUUAAAACUUCAAUUCUCUCUUUGGUUACUAGUUCAAAGCUUUCAAAACCGUGUUUAUCACCUUAGUUUUUGCCUUAAAUCUAGCAAUGGAAAAGAGCAACGAAAUCUCAAGUUAUCAUAAUGAUACCGAGUUGAGAUUAGGCUUACCGGGAACUAAUGGAUCUGAAAAGAAAAGAUCAUUUUCAAAAAUUAGUGAGGAAUCUACUUCUGGUGUUGAAGAUUGCCAUGGCGACCACCAAAUCUCACAAAGAAAGGUUCAAGCAGUCGGAUGGCCUCCUAUUAGAUCAUACCGAAAAAAUUGCCUUCAAGCUACGAAAUCACACGAAGAAAGCACAAGAAUGUACGUAAAAGUUAGCAUGGACGGAGCUCCUUACCUAAGAAAGGUUGAUCUAAAACAAUACAACGAUUACAAGGAACUCUUAAAGGCCUUAGAAGAGUUGUUCAAAUUUAAAGCUGGAAAGGAUGAACCAACUUAUGAAGACAAAGAUGGAGAUUGGAUGUUGGUUGGAGAUGUUCCAUGGGAAAUGUUUAUUGGUUCUUGUAAACGACUUAGAUUGAUAAAAGGAUCUGAAGUUAAAGGGUUGGCCUAAAAAAUCUAAUUAAUAAUCAACUUUUUGUGACAAAUACAUCGUAAAUACUUAGUAUAAUUUUGUGAAGAAUGAUUUGCAAAUCACAAAAUUAUGUAACACUAUAUAAUACCAUAUACUUGGUUUAGUUUGAUCAAUUUUUAUGUAAGAUCAUCUUUUUUUUUACCAAGGUG
Messenger RNA from Chenopodium quinoa (quinoa), 802 nucleotides. Its product is annotated as auxin-responsive protein IAA4-like. Lineage: Eukaryota; Viridiplantae; Streptophyta; Magnoliopsida; Caryophyllales; Amaranthaceae. The record is from RefSeq and is a predicted model, not a curated record. Gene Ontology annotation, molecular function: protein binding. Gene Ontology annotation, cellular component: nucleus. Bases 129 to 632 code for a protein of 167 amino acids. The transcript is spliced from 2 exons. Gene Ontology annotation, biological process: regulation of DNA-templated transcription.